GCACUAAUAGGCAGCACUGAUGGGCACUGAUAGGUAGCACUGAUGAAGCGGCACUGAUAGGCAUUGAUGAGAAGGCACGGAUGCAGGGGUGGACUGACAACUCAUGGGGCCCCCGGGCAAUAGGGGGAUCAUGGGGCCCCUGUGUCCUUGCCCAAACUCAAAAAAGCCUAUGAAAAAGGUACCAGGGGCAUCUCAUGGGGCCCCCUACUGACCCCAGGCCCUUGGGCAGUGCCCGAGUUUUCAAAUGGUCAGUCCGCCCCUGG
Molecule: messenger RNA, 263 nt
Organism: Staurois parvus
Lineage: Eukaryota; Metazoa; Chordata; Amphibia; Anura; Ranidae
Source: the annotation of a GenBank genome assembly